AUGAACUUGUUUUUAUAGUUUUUUAAAAAUUAUUUUAUUAAAAAUAAUGGGAAGAGCCUUUGGAAAAAGGGAAGUGCAAGUAUUAUAAUAGAAUUUCGAGAUUUUUAGAUAUUUCAGGUAAAACAAGUAUCAUUAAUGCUCUGAAAAAUGAGAAAAAUGCAUCUGCUGCACCUACAGUUGGUUUUAAAAAAGAUUCUUUAGAGAAAUUUAAUUUCAAUUUUUAAUUCUCUGAUAUGAGUGGACAAAAUUAAUAUAGAGGGAUGUGGUAAUACUAUUUAACAAAAGUAUAGAAAAUUGAUAUGAAUAGAUUGAUGGUUUAAUAUUUGUGAUUGAUUCAUCCGAUAAAAUUAGAUUUGGUAUAGCCCUUGAUGAAUUAAAAUUAUUAUUUGAGAUUCCUGAAUUUAAUAAAAAUCUUCCAAUACUUGUAUAUGUGUAUGUUUUGGAGGUAGUGAAAAAAACUGGAGUAGAAAAAAAGAUAAAAUCCUCUUUUCUUUAGGGUAUAACAUCUAAAUUUAAUUAUUACUCAGUCAAAUAUUAAGUUCAUUACUCAAAAUAGUUCGGAAUUUGUUGA
Paramecium pentaurelia is the source of this 571-nucleotide messenger RNA. NCBI's taxonomy places the organism in Eukaryota, Ciliophora, Oligohymenophorea, Peniculida, Parameciidae. The record is from the annotation of a GenBank genome assembly.